Molecule: messenger RNA, 2756 nt
Organism: Notothenia coriiceps (black rockcod)
Lineage: Eukaryota; Metazoa; Chordata; Actinopteri; Perciformes; Nototheniidae
Gene: ca5a
Product: carbonic anhydrase Va
Exons: 7
Coding region: 325-1266 (313 amino acids)
Cellular component (GO): cytoplasm; mitochondrion
Molecular function (GO): carbonate dehydratase activity; zinc ion binding
Source: RefSeq, a predicted model, not a curated record
UUUUAUCGUUUAUCGAUUUGAUCCGUCACUGACGCUAUUUAUCCCAAUUAAAUGACGCCAUAGCUUCAGGAUAAACAGGUUCAGGGUUUCUGCGGUCACAUUUUUAAUGUGUGUAAAGAAAAGCCUGCCCCUUCCCCCGCCUCCCGGACACACGGUAGGAGGGCAGACUGCGAGCAGAACAGGCAGAAGAUUGUUUUGUUGUGAACUGACUGUUUACCGAGAGCAAACUUUAGUACUAACAGCUAACGUCAAAUAAAACAGCGCGCGGAAAAAACAAGUUUUGCAUCCGCUUGUUGCAAAGCUAUUCACGUUAGCUUUAUCAAUAUGGUGACUUUGUCAUCCGUAAUAAGACCUUUCGCCUCCCAGCUUCACCGACAGCUCGUCAGACACGCCAACCGUCACCGGAUAACGCCCGUCCGGAGAUGCAACCUCGCGGCAUGUUCCAGCAAAUAUGUGCUGUCACAGAUGCAUCCCAUGUGGCAGGAACCCCUCGCGAUACCAGGAGGCGAUCGCCAGUCUCCCAUCGACAUCGUGGUCCGGAAGAGCGUCUACGAUUCGGAGCUGAAGCCUCUGGUCACUGAUUACGACCCGCAGACCUGCCAACAGAUCUGGAACAACGGCUACUCCUUCCUGGUGGAAUAUGAUGACACCACAGACAAGUCCACGGUGAAAGGUGGCCCUCUGCAAGACAAAUACCGGCUGUGCCAGUUCCACUUCCACUGGGGGGAGAGCAACGCCUGGGGGUCGGAGCACACCGUGGACAGGAAGCUGUUCCCUGCAGAGCUCCACUUGGUGCACUGGAACUCUGAUAAAUACAGUUUGUUUGAGGAGGCCGUGAUGGAGGAAAACGGGCUGGCUGUCAUUGGAGUCUUUCUGAAGGUGGGAAAGAGACACGAAGGGCUGCAGAAACUGGUAGACGCCCUGCCUGCUAUCAGACACAAGAACAGUGUGGUGGAUUUUAACCGGUUCGACCCAGCCUGUCUGUUACCCAGCAACACUGACGACUACUGGACCUACCACGGCUCUCUGACCACCCCCCCUCUCACUGAGUCCGUCACCUGGAUGGUGAUGAAGCAGCACAUCGAAGUCAGCCAUGAACAGCUGGCGGUGUUCCGCAGCCUUCUCUUCACCUCAGCUGAUGAGGAAGUGCAGAAGGGCAUGGUGAACAACUUCCGCGUGCAGCAGUCUCAGUGCGGCCGCACCGUGCGCUCCUCCUUCUCUCCCUUCCUGCAGGAGGCGCCGUCGGCUGAAGAGGACAAACACUGACGCUGCUGGAGCCAGAACACACAGUAAAACACACCUUUACUCUGUGCCCGGACUCUGCUUUCCUUUUUUACUCUGUCACCACAAACACCAAUUUUUAAGCUUGAUGACGUUUCAUCACAGGAUCUUCAGUUUUACUGCAAAUGGAUUUAUUUUUUAAUACAAACCAUUUUUGAUUUUGGUGCGGACUAAUUCGCAAGAAAGGAUGGUUGCUGUGGGGGAAAUACUUUGUUUAACUGACUUUUCUUUAACAGACAUCCUAUUUAUUCUACAUUAACAGUCCAUUAGUUACAGCACAUGUGGGUUUUACCUUCAGCUCAGCGUAGAACGAGCUUAUGAAACAAAUCAGCAGCACCAUGUGCUGGCUGCAGUCUGUGCUACACCUCUCACUUCCUCUGUGAUGUUUAUAUCCAUAAAAUGAUACAGCAGGAAGCCCAGGAGAUGUAAAAAUAGAAAAGGAGUUAUCACUGUUAUACGUGUCUCUCCAGUAGAAUACACAAUAUAUCAUCAAGGGCUUUUAAUCCUGUAUGGCGGGUUGUUGGGUUUAUCGUAGAUGUUAUCAUGUAUACAUUAAUAAGAUGAUUAGAAUGUAUGUUUGUAAAUGUGUUACAAAGAGAUGAUACUGUGUACAGGACAUCUGACAUUCAGAAACCCUAGUUUCUUACAGUAUGUGACGUUCAAACAUCCCUCACAUACAGAAGGGUUUUAAAAGAACCAUUACUUUGCGCACAAUAAUGCCAGGUCACUGUAGCACAUAAAUGCAUUUUAGGAAAAAGCUGAUUGAGAGAAGCAGUUCCCUCCCAAUAUCCUUCUUUCUUUCUCUUCUUUUUUACUGAAGUUUAAAGUAUUCAAACUACAGUGCCUUAAAUAUUCCGAAUCACUGCCAUGAGUUUCACCAAUACAGGACUUCAGGACACUGGUAGAGGAAUUGUUUAACCCAGUGGUUCCCAACCUUUUUCAGUCAGGCCCCCCUUGUGUAAUUGGAAAUAUUUCCGAGCCCCCCCUAAUCUGGUUCCCACCGAGAUUGGUAGAAUUAAUUGUAUAUAGUUGUACAAACAUUACAUUUUCUCUGCUAAUAAUAACAAGAUAAAACGGUCCAACUAUAAUUUUAUAUUUUAUUAUGGAUUGAACAUGAACCAAAGUGCUUGUAAUGGCAGAUGACCCUGUGCCACUGUGAAAUAAUGAGGCCUAAUUGAAACAAUUACAAUCGAUCUGGUUCUUUAACAGUAUUUUUAUUAUAGGUUCUUUCUGUUCUUUUUUAGGGGGAAAACUAAACAAAGUAGAAACAGAAUUCACAUUGAUUCAUUUUAUGCAUAGUGUGGAUUAUGGGCUGCGAGCACAAAUAACAUAGUCCUACCUGUAGUGGUGGUAGUAAGUAGAUUUACUCAAGUACUGUGCUUAUAUUGAGGUACUUAAGUAUAGGGAUGGGUACCGAGACCCGGUAUUAAACGGGCCCCGGGGCUGAAUUAUUAAACACCGUGGUACCGUUAAAC